This is a messenger RNA of Saccostrea cuccullata (small rock oyster), 6891 nucleotides long. RefSeq lists its product as uncharacterized. The transcript is spliced from 10 exons. NCBI's taxonomy places the organism in Eukaryota, Metazoa, Mollusca, Bivalvia, Ostreida, Ostreidae. The record is from RefSeq and is a predicted model, not a curated record. The annotation marks the transcript as partial. Gene Ontology annotation, molecular function: protein binding.
GCACAAGAAUAUCGUUUUGAAGUGUAUCCUGUCGAUAAAUGUCCAAUGAACAAAAGCGAAUUUAACUUGGCAUCCGAGAGAAGGAAAUGUUCAACCGGAACCAGAUUUUUAUGUGCUCCAAAUAGAUACCUUUCAUCAUUGAUUGAAUUCUGUACUGAUAUCAAAAAGUCUCGAUUUCAAGAAGGUAACUGUGUGAGACUUGAAGGAUCAGGGUAUCUGAAUCAUUACAACUGUGAAGAGCGUUUCCUAUAUGGUUGUCCCAAUGUAUCAUAUAUCGAUGAAGAAAUUUAUAAUUAUCCUGAAUGUUUAAUUAUCAACAAGAAGGAGCAUUGCUUUUCUGCUGAAAAACAAUGCCCAGAUUCUACUACCAAUCCUGGUUCGCUUAAUAACAAAAACUUUGAUAUUCACGAGGAGGAAGAUUCUAUUGUGACGUAUUUCAUUGAAAUUGUGAUAGCCUUUAUACCUGUCAUCAGUCUACUGUUAUUAGUUGUCUUAGAUAUAAGACGACAAAGAGCUAUAGAACUUAGAGAAAGAAAAAUUAAAAAUCUGCAAGAGCAAUGGGGAAAUGCUUGGAAAAAUGGAGCUAAAAUUAAAGUAUAUCACUCAACGGGAAUAUUAGUGGGAUGCACAGGAGCCGGAAAAACAACACUGCUUAUGAGACUACGAAAAUGUACUUUCAAAGAAAUCUCAAACCUUAAUGUCCCAUCAACAGAAUUAAUGGACGUGUAUGUGGAUGAAUUUUCCAUUGAUCCCGCAUCAAAUCAUUUAAAAGUCCAACCUCGAAGGAGCAGUGGCGACUAUCAUUCAUAUUUUGCGUGUUCAAAGAAUUUGGUAUUUGAUAAUGAGACAACAUGUAUCAAAGAAGCUGGUCCUAGUGAUAAUAGAGAAGAUGCAAUUCAUGAAUCUCGGCUUACAACACAACCCCAAGAGAAAACUACAGUCAAUCUCGAACGACCCGAAAAGGAAAAGACGGUCACCCUCACGCCGACAAAGGUCACUUUUGAUGGUGGAAUUGAAGAUAUUAUUGAAUGUGUAGAUGAAGAUGAACAUGCACCAUUAAUUAGAAACAUAAAUCAAAGUGAACAGCAUUGUCAGAACAAAACCAAAGAUGAUAGUCUUAUCCCAAAAGUGAAAUUAGAUAACAUAAUGGAGGCUGUAAGAUCAGUGGAAAAAAACGAGUCCUAUAAUAACAUUAUAAGCUUCUUCGACUUUGGUGGCCAGUAUGUUUUUUAUGCAAGUCAUCAAAUUUACAUGAGACCAGAAGCCUUUUAUAUUUUAGUAGUUGAUAUUUCCAAGACAUUUGACGAGAAAGUGCACAAGACUGAGUCUACUGAAGAAGAAAUAGAGUUUGCACAUAUGACAUUCUUUGAGUACUAUAUCUUUUGGCUUAAAUCGAUUCAUGCUGUCUCGAAGGAGGCGCCUGUUAUUCUGGUCGCCACACAUGCGGAGGAGAAAUCAAAGGACGAUAUCGAAGCCUUCUUUGAUGAUUUCUGGAAAAGAAUGGAAACAAUGAAAGAACUUCGUUCUCACUUAUCUCACGAGAGAAAAUUUGCGGUAAAAUUCCCGACAUCGAAAAAUGAGAGUCUAGAAAAAUUGGAUGAUAUUGAAUCGUGCAUUGUUAAACUGGUGAAAGAGCAGCAGCAAUGGGGUGAUGAGGUACCAUCUUCUUGGAUUUUUUGGGAAUAUAUCAUAAAGGAAUUGCAAAGUAGCAAAAAAGUUAUUGAAAAAGAAAAACUGUUGAUACAAGGAGGCCAGUUACCGACAGAAUUUCAGAUAGACAAAGAUGGAAUGAAUGACUUUUUAUUGUUUCUUCAUUCUGUUUGUUCAGUGUUGUAUUUUCCAGAGGAAGAAUUGAACGAUAUUGUAAUUCUUGAUGUGCAAUGGUUUGUUGACGCUUUUAAGACAAUUCUCUCCGAUAACACUUUGGCAAGAAGUGAUGAUUUUUUUGGUGAAUUUACAAAAUUUCGUAAAACUGGCGAAAUAAGUCACGAACUUCUUAUAAAAAUAUGGGAAAAACAAAGUGAAAAAGUAUUAUUUACGAGUCAUGAAGAAAAGUUGCUUCAGUAUAUGCAGAGAUUAGGACUGAUAGCAGUUAGAAGUGGAGACGAAGAAAAAUUGCGGUAUCUAGUUCCGUGCAUAAAUAAACGGACUUUAAACUUAGCAAUUUUUGACAAGUGUAGAAAAUCGUCAAUUCUUUGUUUCUCAAUGAGUGAGAUAUCGACAUUUGAAUUCCAUCGACUUAUUAUCAGAUGUCUUCAGCAUUGGAAAAUUUUCGUUCAUGCUCAAGAAGAGUGUAUAUAUCACAAUGCUGCUUUCUUUAAAUACAAGCUCUAUAUCAUAGCUAUUUGUAUCUGCAGAAAUCAAAUUCAGUUACAAUUAUUCGUUUUCAAAGGAGAUUCGGUAGAGGAAAUGAUUCAAUCAGAUGUCCGAAGCACAGUUUAUUCAAUUUUGGAGAGUCAUUUUAAGGAAAGGCAUAUAUCCGUUGGAUAUAAGUGUAUUCAAAGCACGUUUUGUGACAAAAAUGACAUGUCAUUUUUCGAGGAGGACGCCUUAGAAGACAGGUUAUGUGAAACCUGCAUACCUACUCAUGAGAUUAAUGCUGAAGAACUAAAAUGGCCUCCGAAGCUAAGAAAAUACGAUAGGACAGUUUCAGAAAUGCACACAUUCAGGGGAGAAAACGCAAGAUUGUUAAACGGUUUACAUGGAGCAUGCCGCGAAGGAAUUAUAAGAAACUUUAAUUUUUACCUGGAAAGAGAAUUGAAAAAUAAUAUCAAUCUUUUAUAUAAAAGUGACCCAGAGGGUUUUAAUGCGUUGCACGCUGCAGCCUUUGGAGGGAAUACAGAUAUUUUUUACAGACUGAUUGAGAAAGGGAUGGAUAUUAAACAGCAGACAUCUCAUGGCCAAUUAUCUGUUCUCCACAUUGCUAUUCAACAAGGAAACACUGAAUUGUGUGAGAAGAUUUUAAGCGUGAAUGAAAAUAGGGAAUUGGUCAAUCUUCCAAAUUUUGAAGAGGAAAAUGCAAUGCAUUUCGCUGCAAGGUAUGGCAAUGUGAAGCUUCUAGAAUAUCUUUAUGGUCAUAAUUAUAACAUGAAAGGUACAAAUAAAAGCAAUGAAAACAUCCUCCACAUUGCUUGUAAAAAUAAGCAACCUGAGGCAUGCAAACUUAUUCUCAAUAAAUCGCCUGAUUUGAUGGAAACAUUGGGUGAAAGUGAUUGGAGACCGAUUCAUUAUUGUGCUGACAGUGGACAUUGUGAUAUUUUUCAACAGCUUGUAUGUAGAGGAGCGAAUCUUGAUGCCGUUUCAGCAAAGAAACGUACAAUUCUUCAUAUUGCGUGCAAUGCAGGAAAUAUAAACAUAUGUCAAUUAAUUCUCGAAAAAGUUCCGAAGUUGAUUUUUUUAACUGAUAUGAAAGGUCGUCAUGCAGGUCAUUUUACGGCAAGAAGUGGAAACGUUCGUUUGUUGAAGUUUUUGAGAACGAAGGGUCUUAAUGUUGAGACUGAAGCAAGCGACGGCUUAACAAUAUUACAUUUAGCCUGCCUAGAAAAACACGUGAAGAUGUGCGAAUACAUACUCGCUGAAUUUGAGGAUAUGGUUGGGAAAUUAACGCAAACUGGAUUAAAUGCUGCACAUUUUACAUGCCUUGUCUGCAGAGAAGAACAGCUAGAUCAGAGUAUUCAACUUAGGGCAAAAACGAUAGUUACAAUGCUAGAAAAACAUAAUAGAGAUUUAUUUAAACAGGUAACAAAGAAUAAAAAUUCAGUUUCGACAUUGGCCUAUUCGAAUAGAUUAGACAUGCUGUAUCAUCAUUUAGUUAGAGAAUUCCAUAAUAUCCCGAAGCCUCCGGAAACUAUCACUUUAGAGGAUGCAGCUGCAGCAAGGUAAUUUGAGUGACUCUGGAACAAUUUCUAUAUUGAAAUACAAUACACAAUUUAAGAAUGUGCAGUGUGUGAAUUUUUCCUGGUUUUCAUUUCACGAUUCUACAUUGUACUUUAAGCUUUCAUCACACUGAAGAACGACUUGUCAAUUCCUUAUAAAUUACGUAACAGCUUUUGUUCGGAGAGUGAACUUACCAACCUUUACACUUUCAGACUAGAAAAAAAUAUUUCAGUUGCAUCGCUCGUCAAGAACAUUGGUGCUUGUUUGAAAUCCCAUCUCAUAAUGGGGAUCAGAUGCCAUUUAUUAUGAAGACAAUAUUUUCCCACAUAAGUAAUUUUUUAUGCAUCCAUCAUCUCAUAACUACGAAGGAAUUUAAGUUUUCUUGUCAAUGCACAAUUUAAAUCAAGGCUCAAUUAUACUACCUCUCAUCUUUUUGGAUUGAAUAGGUACGCCUAGAGGAGGUGCAGGAUACCGCGGCUAGACUUGUCUCGCGGAUAUCUAGGUGAAUUCUAUUUAUCCCUGUCCUGACGGAGCUGCAAUAUAUUUAUAGCUUCCGGUCCUAUAUCGACAACAAUUUGAAAAUUUCGUGCUUACCUAUUUUGGUCUGUUAGGAUGUACUACUUUAUAUGUACGAAACAUCAUUGCUUUGACCCUGAGGUCCACGCAUAAAAUAUAUGAGGGAAGUUAGACCGGAUGUCAAUGGCAAACGCCAGGCCUCUAAGACAACUUGCCCGUAGAAUAAUUCGCCCUAUUCGAUCUAAAGUAUGCCGUUCAUUGGCAAAUCUCGAUUUUAAAUCUGCAUUUAUUUAUUAAUUAAUAUAUAUUCAUUGAAACUCAGUAUUUCUCUCUUAUACAUAUACUGUUACAGUGUAUAUACAAGCAUCUUAAAGUAGGAAGAACUAGCAGUACAUAAAUAACUUAUUAACAAUUUGAAUAGAAAACUUGAUUCAAAGACUAGUUGUAGCUUUUAAAGAUGUAGCGAAUCUUCAAUAGCAUUAGUUUGGUGCACCAAGGCUCGCAAAAUAAUUUUAUAUACAGCAAUCCAAAUACGCCUUGAUGGAUGUCUGCAGCAGUGGUUUCCAUGUGGGGGAUGGGAGGGACCUAAAAAAAAUAUGCGUACUACUGUACUGUGCUUCACAUGGACCCUCAGAUCUAUUUACCAAUGCCAGAUUUAUUCCGUAUAAAUCCAGGCCAGAUGUCAAGUCCCAACCAUAAUGGGUUAUGUGUAUGAAAAUAAACCGAUAUACAGAAAUGACAAAACUGUAGGCUAAUCAAAGAUAAAAUUCAACAAUUCUGUUAGGAAAGUACUAUCAAUCAAAGUGGACAGAUCAUUGUAGAAAUGUGAAUGAAUCUACAUGAAUAUUCAAGUAUCCCAAAUAAGACCUAAUUUUCUAUCCUUAAAUAUCUAUUACCAAUUUAAUACUCUGAUAUUAAUUCAAAGCAUUUUACAGUAGGUAGAAAAAGAUUAACCAAGAGAAAGUUUCGAAAAUGAAUUAACUUUGCAAAAAUCAAUUAACAGAAAUUGCAUUGAAGUCUAUGGAGACAAGCGACUUUUUUAAAUAAAAACUCAAGUUAUAGGAAUAUCAAUAAAUACUGCGGUGGAAAGAUCCAUUAAAUAAUUAGAAAUAUAAUGAAGAUUGAUUUUUUUCCUCGUAGAUAUUUUUUAAAAAAGAUUUUUAUUACUUUAAAAAGGAAAUAACGACUAAACGAGGGUCAAGGUUAUAAAUUAGGACAUUCUUACAUCCUAAUAGUAUUAAAUGGAAAAUAUGUCUAAUGUACUGUGUAUAUAGCCCUUACACAUUCUUAUGCAUUCACAUCCCUUGAAUCUGAGGCUAAAGGAUGGAAUUAACCUAGAAAUUUUGUCUACUUGAAUUUCGGUUAGAACCACAUGCAUAUGGUCCACGUAUUGCAGUCCUUUUUGAAGGGACGGCAACUUGUUGUAGUUUAUAAGCCAGCUUAUUAACUAUGAUCAAUACAUUUAUAAUUCUUGUGGUUCCAAAGUGUGUACUUGGAUUUUUGAAGAAUGGGCAUUUAGUUUGGAUGUAUUUCCGACAUACGAAUAACAUUCUGAAAAUGUUGAUUUUUUAGCUGCUUUAAACUCUUUAAUCUUGCUUUAAACUUGCUCUUUUUUCUGAAUUUUUAAUCCCUUACAUUGCCUUUGAUUUUUUUAACUUUUCAAAUGCUGCUUUUUAGAAUUAAAUGAAAAAUGUUUUUCUCGUUUGCAUUUGUACCUAUGCUCUGAGGAAAAGAUUGUAUAGUUGCUUUCCCAUACAUAUACGUCUCUGGCUGUAUGCGUUGCCAUCCGUCUGUCUGUCUGUCUAUAGCUAGCUGUCAUCCUGUCUGUCAGACUGUCCCUAACCCAUUUUUGUCACAGGUUUUUUUCUCUGCCUAUAUACUUGUGAAAUUUUAACACAAUUUUGUUUAAUCUUGCCAUAUACAUGUAAAAGGAUUCAUUUUCGUACAAAUCCAAUAUCAAAUUCCUUUAUAUGCAUGUUCAUCUGUCUGUACGAAGUUCCCGUCGCAAUUUUCUUAGAAAGUACUCAUCGCAGAUGCUUGAAUGCAUAUGGAUUAUGUUUUAUACAUUUUUUACUGAGGCAUUUCAUCAAGUGGGAUUUAUUUUUGUACAGAGUACGUAUUUGUUGUCGAAUUCCUGUUGAUUCUUGUGUCUGUCGUUCCAUUUUUCGUUGAUCUAGUUUUUUCAGUAACUGCUCGUCGCAAAAGCUUAAAAUAUUAGCACACUUUUUAUUUUUAAGCAUGCCCUACAGUAGGAAUCAGUUUUGUUCAAAUCCAAUUUCUUUAACUUAAGUUGAAUAUAACUUGAUAUGGGAGCGUGCAUUCACUCACCGAUUUGUAUUAUUUCUUUAGUGUUUUACUACUGAAACAGGAGUUAUUGUCUUGAUCUGUAAUGUAAAUACAUGUAUAUGAUCUUUACAUUUUUUUUUUUUUUUUUUUGCUUUUGUUUUUUUUUUUUAUUUCAUUUUUAGUAUUAUUUUAUAAAUUGUAAAUAAGAUUUAA